AUGUCACACAUGGCUUAUCGUUUUUACCAGGACCACAUUGAAGUCAGUGGCUGUUUAUGCUCAAUUUCGCAACGAUUUUGUUCCACCCUCAUGUUCUUCCGACAAACCAUUCUUUAUGAAUUCGAUCGGUCAUUUUGGAGCGAUAUGAUUCUCUCAGUAUCUGCCAUAGCAGGAAUCACGACCGCUGUCUUCACUGUCUUGAUUGCCGGUCUCGGGACUGUUAUAUACAUCAAUCGUCGACGACAUCAGAUUCGCAACAAAAUCAGCUUCCGUGCAAAGACUAUUGCUCAUUCUUCACCCAAUACUUCACGCCUUCAGAUGCUCAGUUCAUCGGCAUUCAUUACUGACCCUACGAAGCGUACGCAAGACUAUCAUGGCCGAUAUCCGAGCUUGGAAAAAGGUCCCGGACCAACUGUAGUCAAGAAGGGUUGGAGUUCUAUGCGGAGCGAUUUCCAGAGCCUCAAGGACACAAGUAAUCUGCCUGCUAUCGGUUCGCUUGAUACUUGUAACAAUCUCACUAUGCCUUCUGCCAGGGCUACUGUGGGUGCUGAUGAAGGAGCACCUGUGCCAAACACGAUGACAGAACCAGUGUCGACAGGUGCAACCACUUUGGCGGCCGCAAGGACCAUGGAGAUCAAGCGAGGACCAGAAGAUGCGUUGAAGAGCAGGCCAAGUAGCUUACAUCAGGCCGUGUUGGAUGUUGGUUGA
Molecule: messenger RNA, 708 nt
Organism: Bipolaris sorokiniana ND90Pr
Lineage: Eukaryota; Fungi; Ascomycota; Dothideomycetes; Pleosporales; Pleosporaceae
Exons: 2
Coding region: 1-708 (235 amino acids)
Source: RefSeq, a predicted model, not a curated record